Messenger RNA from Brassica oleracea var. oleracea, 960 nucleotides. RefSeq lists its product as uncharacterized. NCBI's taxonomy places the organism in Eukaryota, Viridiplantae, Streptophyta, Magnoliopsida, Brassicales, Brassicaceae. The transcript is spliced from 2 exons. Bases 1 to 960 code for a protein of 319 amino acids. The record is from RefSeq and is a predicted model, not a curated record.
AUGGCUCGACCUAACUCGCCGUCCGAUGACGAGUCACCUAGGACUGGAGGCGCUCCGACAGCAGCGGCCUUCGCAGAUACCAUACUCGAGAAGAUGGCACAGCAAGACGCCAUCCAGAAGGCGACAAACGAACAACUCGCCGCAAUCGCCGCCAUCUUGGCUCCUUUGGCCGGAAACUCAGGAGAUCCGGCCUCGACGGUCCGAAAACAGCUGUUCGACACUUACCGAACCGCCGGUGCAGAAAACACGACGAACACAAACGCCGCCCAGGUUCAAACACCCAGAGGCGUAGACCUCGUCACCGUCCGGGAACUCGCCGAGCUUAAGCGGUCGUUCCUGGACAUGAAAGACCGAAUGCUCGAAGGGCCUACAGCGGCGCCGCUGAUCGAAUGCGUCCUGGCCGAAACCCUAAAAACCCCUUUUUCCCGGAGAGUCACCGACGUUCGAUACCGACCAGCCGAGAAAAUCCGCCUUCCGACAUACGCCGGAAAGGCAUACCCAACCGACCACAUCACUGCUUUCAACAUCGCGAUGGGUCAAACCAACUUCUCCGAAGAGGAAAGAGACGCUGGCUAUUGUCGCCUCUUCGUCGAAAGUCUUCAAGGACCAGCCCUCGGGUGGUUCACUGGAUUGGAGCGAGACUCCAUCCACGACUUUCACGACCUGAAGACUGCAUUCCUCAAGCAGUACAUUAUGUUUAUGAGACAAGGAGCGACCUUAUCUGACCUUUGGAAUCUAUCUCAAGGGGCGAACCAAAGCCUCCGUGACUUCAUGGAAAAGUUCAAGACGGUCGCCUUAAACCCCACCACCUCGCUCCAAGACGCUAUCGCGAGGUCGAACAACUUCAUCAGAAUGGAAGAAGGUACAACAGCGAUUCUCAAGAAACUGAACACGGCCGCUAAACCGGCGACUGCUCCAAAAGCUCCUGAGGCACGCCAAGAACCUCGACAUCACGCCUGA